GUCCCUAUAAACCUCCAUUUUCACUCGUUUGUUUUGCACAGCACUGAUCUUUUCUGCAAACCUAAAAGGGCAAAUCACAAAGCAGUUUUUUUACUCGCAGUUAAUUAGUGAAGUUUCACUGAUUUGAAUCAUGGAAUCGCAACACGUCGGGACGCACCAAGGCGAGGAGGAGGACCACCAGGAGAAGUCGGUUUUCAAGAUGGUAAGGGACAAGGCGAAGAAGAUAAAGAACAAGCUCACAAAGCAUGGUCAAGGCCAUGAACACGAGGAAGAUGGUGAAGAUGGUGAAGAAAAAGGAGAAGACCUUGGAGUGCAUGGUGCAACAACAACUGGAAGCCGUGCUACGGGGCAAGGAGACAUUCCGAAGGUACCAGUGGAAAAAUUUGGAGACACGAAAGGAGCAGCGAAGCACGAUGACGAUCCCAAAGUGCCGCAUUUGGAGAAGACUGAUCCGAUGAAGGAUUGCGCACCCGCUUCAGGUCAACGCACUAGGCAAACUCAUUCCGUUCAGCCAGGAGUGACACCCAUGCACGACAAGGUACUCGAGCCUAGGCCAAAUUACCAUGCCUCGACGACGGAGUCUCUCGUUGGGCAUGAUCAAAUUCCAAGCCAGAAGCCCAAAGUUGAUUUCGGGAAGACGUCUGUAACGGGGGAAGCACCUAAUGCCCCACAGAACACUCCUCUGCCUUCCUUGGGAGAGUACAAGUCCAAGGGUGCUGACCCAAGUCAAACUUUCAUUUCUGGGAAAGAAGGGCAUUUAGGUCAAUCUAAGGAGCACACCCCUGUUUCUUCCCUUGGAGGAGAUGACCAGAAAACCAAUGUCGCUGACACAAGGCAGACUUCUGUUACUGGGAAAGAAGGGCAUUCAGGUCAAACCAGGGUCCCUUUGCACCACCGGGGAUUGGACGAUCGCGCCCCUAUUUCCUCUCGUGGAGACUACCAGAAGACCAAUGUUACAGACCCAAGUCAUACUUCUGCUACCGGAAACGAAGGGCAUUUCGGGCAGUCCGAGGUAAACUUGGACCGACCAAGAGGAUUGGAGGAGGAUCCAAAUGCUCGUAUGGCCGACCCUCGGGCGUUUACUCCUUCAAAUGAUCAGACUAAAGUUACUGAUCCUACUAAUGCUGGUGGCGAUGAAUUUGGAAUUACGCAGACUCACCGCUCGUUUGAUAAGAUGAGCAUCCAUGCGGGAGAUACCAAGCCGUCGAACCAGGGCAGUAGUUACACCGAGAAAGCUUCAUCUGCCGCAUCCACCAUUGCUGGCAAGGCGACAUCUGCGAAAAAUGCUGUGGCUUCCACGUUAGGAUAUGGCGGAGGGAACAAUGAUCAACGUGAAGAUGUUAAUCCUUAUGCUUCUUCUCCAGAAAAUGAUUCAACUAAAUCAGGAUUACACCAUGAUGUUGGAACAAAUCAAAACUUGGGCACUGGAAGCCAUGAUCAAUUUUCUCCUGAGCACCCACCGAACCAGGGCGGUAGUUACGCCGUUGCCGACAAGGCAAUAUCUGCUAAAAAUGCCGUCGCUUCCAAGCUUGGAUAUGGAGGCGGGAACAAUGAUCAGCACGAAUUUGUUAAGCCUCAGGCUUCCAGUUAUCAAACUUCAGGAACAGGACAAAAUCUGAGCUCUCCUGAGAAUCCAUCAAACCAGGGGAGCUAUGCUGGGAAAAUAUCAUCAGCCACUAAUGCUAUUGCCGAUGCAGCAAUUUCUGCGAAAAACGUCGUCGCUUCCAAGCUAGGAUAUGGUGGCGACACUGACCAACAGCAACAUGGAGAUCACGCAGCCGUUGGGUCCGGAUCAGCUGCACCUGAGCAACAGGGUAAGGGCAUUACAGCCGCAGUUACUGAGAAGCCGACACCUGUCUCUGAGAAGGUUGCCGGGGCAGGGAGCACCCUGAUGUCGAAGCUCCCUGGCAGUACAGGGACGGCGGGCAAAGAAGAAGUCCACCAGGGUACUGCUACUACCCGGGGUGAGUAUGACAAAGCCGGGAAGGACAAAGGAGUUUCUGUGAAGGGCUAUUUGUCUGAGAAGUUGAAGCCCGGUGAGGAGGACAGGGCGCCUUCUGAGGUCGUAUCGGAAACCCUGCAUGAGCGUAAGGCCGAGCAGCCUCGGAGUGGUGCUCGGCCUGUCGGGAAAGUGACCGAGACCGAGGAGGUGACUCGGCAGUUGGGGCCGGAUUAUGGGGCUGAGGAUGUCCAGCAGUCUGGCUAUGGGAAGGUUGUGGCGGAUACGCUUAAAGGGGCUGUUGGUUCGUUGUUUGGGAAAGCUGAUCAAACCACUGCUUCUCCAGAGUCCCGUGGUUCUUCAACUGGUACAGAGGGUUUCUCUAGUUCUGGCAGUGGAGUGGCGGAGCAACGAGGUCGCGGCGGUGUGGAGAAGCGGAGACUUGACGAGUCCGGGAAGUGAUGGUCGUGGAUGGAAGGAAGUUGGUGAAUAAAUUGGGUUUUUACUUCGUUUAAUUUGUUUUGUUUUGUACUUGGAGAAAAUGUUGUGGGUUGUGGAGUGAUAAGUGUGACUUUGUGAUUUCGAAUGUUGCUUCAUAUGUUGAAGUCUCAUGAUGUAUGUAAUGGAUUAGAAAACAGAGACACUCUGUUUCAGUUCCAAGCAGGGGAUUUUAUGAUUUUAUCUACGUGCACUUACUGUU
Messenger RNA from Pyrus x bretschneideri (Chinese white pear), 2639 nucleotides. Its product is annotated as low-temperature-induced 65 kDa protein. Gene Ontology annotation, biological process: response to stress; response to abscisic acid. Lineage: Eukaryota; Viridiplantae; Streptophyta; Magnoliopsida; Rosales; Rosaceae. The record is from RefSeq and is a predicted model, not a curated record. The transcript has 7 exons. Bases 131 to 2401 code for a protein of 756 amino acids.